Gamsiella multidivaricata is the source of this 2058-nucleotide messenger RNA. RefSeq names its product putative vacuolar dynamin-like GTPase VpsA. The transcript is spliced from 12 exons. Lineage: Eukaryota; Fungi; Mortierellomycota; Mortierellomycetes; Mortierellales; Mortierellaceae. Gene Ontology annotation, biological process: peroxisome organization. The record is from RefSeq and is a predicted model, not a curated record. Gene Ontology annotation, molecular function: GTP binding; microtubule binding; GTPase activity. Gene Ontology annotation, cellular component: microtubule; peroxisome; cytoplasm. The coding region runs from base 1 to 2058 and encodes 685 amino acids.
AUGGACGCUUCUUUAAUCAAGACGAUAAACAAGCUGCAGGAUGCCUUCUCGACCGUCGGUGUCCACAACCCUGUCGACCUGCCUCAAAUCGUCGUUAUUGGAUCCCAGUCCUCGGGAAAGAGCUCUGUCCUCGAAAAUAUCGUCGGACGCGACUUUUUGCCCCGCGGUUCUGGUAUCGUCACUCGUCGACCCUUGGUUCUGCAACUAAUCAACAGACCUGCACCGGCCUCUACCGCAGCCGAGAACGAAGCCGAUCAAGAGUCUGAAAAGGAAAAGAAGGAGCCUGAGGAGUGGGGCGAAUUCCUGCAUCAGCCUGGCGUCAAGUACACGGACUUUAACUUGAUUCGGGACGAGAUUGUCCGCGACACUGAAGCAAAGACCGGAAAGAAUGCCGGUAUCUCGCCCCUGCCCAUCAAUCUUCGCAUCUACUCUCCUAGUGUCCUGACCCUGACUCUUGUCGAUUUGCCUGGACUCACAAAGCUUCCAGUCGGUGACCAGCCCAAGGAUAUUGAAAAGCAGAUUCGCGAUAUGAUUGUCAAGUAUAUUACCAAGCCCAACGCGAUCAUCCUAGCCGUAACAGCCGCCAACUCAGAUCUCGCCAACUCAGAUGGUCUCAAGUUAGCAAGGGAGGUCGAUCCUGAGGGUGCUAGAACCAUUGGUGUCCUGACCAAGAUCGAUUUGAUGGAUGCUGGUACUGAUGUCGUCGACAUUUUGGCUGGUCGUGUCAUUCCACUCCGUCUCGGCUACGUUCCUGUUGUGAACCGUGGUCAGCGUGAUAUCGACACCAAAAAACCCAUCAGUCGGUCCUUGGAUGCGGAGCGGGCCUUUUUCGAAAACCAUGCAGCGUACAAGAGCAAAGCUCAGUACUGUGGAACCCCUUACCUCGCCAGGAAAUUGAACAUGAUCUUGAUGCACCAUAUCCGUAAUACUCUGCCAGAGAUCAAGGCCAAGAUUCAGGCAGCGUUGGUCAAAUAUCAGACGGAGCUGGCCAGCUUGGGCGACAUGUUGGGCGAUGGGGCCGCCGGUCAGGCUAGCAUUGUUCUGAACAUCAUCACCGAGUUCUGUAAUGAGUUCCGGACAAUCAUCGACGGAAACUCGACAGAUCUGACCUCGUUUGAGCUGUCUGGUGGUGCUCGCAUCAGUUUCGUGUUCCACGAACUGUUCUCUAAUGGCGUCAAGUCCCUGGACCCAUUUGACCAAGUCAAGGAUAUCGACAUCCGCACAAUUUUGUACAACUCUUCAGGAUCCUCGCCUGCUCUGUUUGUCGGCACUACGGCAUUCGAGGUCAUUAUCAAGCGGCAGAUUAAGCGUCUGGAGGAUCCCAGUUUGCGAUGCGUCAGCAUUGUCUUUGAUGAGUUGGUUCGCAUUCUCACCCAGCUCUUAUCCAAACAGCUCUUUAAGCGGUUCCCUCAGCUCAAGGACCGCUUCUACCAGGUCGUGACCAACUUUUUGCGCACGCAGCUCAACCCGACCAACAAACUUGUUACAGAUCUGAUCAGCAUGGAGGGCUGCUAUAUCAACACUGGGCACCCAGACUUUCUGAACGGACACAAAGCCAUGGCUGUGAUCAAUGACAGGGUGAACCAAGCCAAGAACCCCCAACCGGUAGAUCCCAAGGGUCGCAACUCUGCUAUCGCCAACCUUCCUCCAAGCCUUGAGCCCGAGCCUGCCAACAAUGGAUUCUUUGGUAGCUUUUUCUCCGGCAAGAAGAAGAGAUCCUCUGUUAUGGAGCCUCCACCAGCCGUGUUGAAGGCUUCAGGCAACUUAUCAGAGCGCGAGCAGAUCGAGACAGAGGUUAUUAAGCUGUUGAUCUCAUCCUACUUCAACAUUGUGAAGCGCACGAUCAUUGACACGGUGCCAAAGGCCAUCGUGCUGAACCUAGUCAACACGGCGAAGGAAGAGCUGCAACGCGUGCUGCUGCAGGAGCUGUACAAGACCGAGGUGUUGGACGAGCUGCUGAAGGAGAGCGAGUUCACACAAAACCGUCGCAAGGAGUGCAAGAAGAUGAUCGAAGCUCUUCAACGGGCCGACGAGAUUGUUGGAUCCGUUGCUGGCUAG